UGCGCUAUCGGUCAGUUUCUUACGGCUCAUGUUUUGCCUGCAUUUUAGAGCGUCAAGGCAUAGCCGUAGAUAACAUUGACCGGUGACUCGGCUUUAGUCGGUUAGUGCUCACAGCUAAAGUGCACGGAAAAUUAAGGGAAUAAGUUGGGUACACGACCGUCCGGUGGAAGCUUUAUUUUCCUGCGAAAAUUUCGUCAUUUGGCUCUACCAUUUGCGUCAUUUUUCGGAAGUUCCUGAAAUGUUUUGGUCAUUUUCCUGGACACAGCAGUCUAGAUAAAAGGAAGAGUAAAGGCAGAAGGCUAUUCACACCAUCUGACUGAGUAUCUGAGCAAGAUGAUAAGAGUUUUGUCCGGGAAGUUUGGCCAACACUGCGGCCACCAACUGAGGCAAACCGUCCGUAAGAGGGCAUCAAACUCCCGUUUUGUCGAUGUACCGCCCUCCAGCAGCGGCUCCACGCCCACCUUCCAACUUCUCCCUUGCUCCAGGCACCUCAUCGCCACUCAGGCCGCGGGCUACUCCGGCUUCUCCAAGAUGUACCAGUGCGUCCGGCCCCGUGUGCCCAUCAACGAUGCCAACGCCAGGGCGGCCUCGACUCUGAACUCGGUGAGGUCCCUGCUGAAGGUGUUCCGGAUCAGGUAUCUGGUGAUCGGAGGAGCCGUGGCCGGUGGAGUGAGUCUCAAAAUGACUUAUAAUUCUUGGAUUGAUAAGCUGCCGGACAUGUCCUGGAUUGACCGCUACACCCCAGACAGUAGUACCUUCAGGCACGCCUUGGCCGAAAUGAAGAAACUGGCCAGCCACAUCCACCUGCCGGAGAAAGGCUGGCUGAAAGGCACGCUGCCCACCAGGGAGUCCUUCCAAGGGUGGAUACCGGAAGCCAGGGAAGAUGCACUGUUGUUUGAGCAUCAGGGGUCCCUAGAUGAAGGCAGGGAAAAUAUCUCAAAGACUUUACAGUGGGCAGGAAAAGAAGGAAAAAGCUUCUUCACUUCAUUUCAAGCUGACUCAUCGGAAACAGAUGAGAAGUCCACAGAUCUGCCCGCUACACCACCCGGGCCAAGUGACAAAGAAAAGUUGGAGCAGGCCAAAGAAGAAUUUCUAGAAACCCAGUUGAGAUACCAGCGUGAGAUAGAGCGACUCGAGAGGGACAACAGACGCCUGAAGAAAUCGCUCCUGCUCAGGGGAGAUAAACACGCCAUGACACCUAAAGAAAAGAAAUCUUUGAUCGACAUGUACUCCGAAGUCCUAGAUGAGCUGGCUGGAGCUGACGAGUCAUACCAGAUGCAGGACCAUCUACCAAGGGUUGUGGUCGUCGGUGAUCAGAGUGCUGGUAAGACCAGUGUGCUGGAGAUGAUCGCCCAAGCCAGGAUAUUUCCAAGGGGCUCCGGUGAGAUGAUGACGAGGUCACCCGUCAAGGUCACGCUCAGCGAGGGUCCCCAACACGUAGCGCAGUUCAAGGACAGCAACAGGGAGUUUGACCUUUCCAAGGAGGCGGAGCUGAAGGCGUUGAGACAAGAAAUUGAGCUUCGUAUGAAGAACAGUGUGCAACAGGGGCAGACCAUCAGCACCGAUGUGAUUUCGCUGAGCGUGCGAGGGCCUGGCAUCCAACGAAUGGUCCUGGUGGAUCUUCCUGGCAUCAUCAGUACUGUAACCACCGGAAUGGCAGCUGACACUAAGGACAGCAUCCAGAGACUAAGCAAGAUGUACAUGAACAACCCCAAUGCUAUCAUACUCUGUAUACAAGAUGGUGCAAUAGAUGCCGAGAGGAGUAUAGUGACCGACCUGGUCAGUGACGUGGACCCCCAGGGCAAGCGGACCAUCUUUGUCCUGACCAAAGUGGACCUCGCUGAGAGGAACGCCGCCAACCCCAGCAGGAUAAAGCAAAUUCUUGAAGGAAAUCUCUUCCCAAUGAAGGCCCUGGGAUAUUUUGCCGUGGUUACCGGAAAAGGCAAUACAAGUGACAGUAUAGAAACAAUCCGUAAAUAUGAGGAACAGUUCUUCAGGGGAUCAGCACUCUUCAAGUCUGGUACCCUGAAGCCCAGUCAGAUGACCACACAGAACCUGAGCUUUGCCGUGUCCGACUGUUUCUGGAAGAUGGUGCAGGAGUCGGUCACGCAACAGGCUGACAUCUACAAAGCCACGAGGUUUAACUUGGAGACAGAAUGGAAGAACAAUUUUACAAGGCUCCGAGAACUUGACAGGGACGAGUUGUUUGAGAAGGCCAAAAGCGAGAUACUGGAUGAGGUGCUUUGUCUGAGUGAGAUUCAACCCAAAGUCUGGGAAGACGCUUUGUCCAAGGUUCUGUGGGAGAGGAUGUCAGGCUACGUCUUUGAGAACAUCUACCUCCCAGCUGCCCAGUCACCGGAUGCCGGGACUUUCAACACCACAGUUGACAUCAAACUCAAACAGUGGGCAGAUCAACAGCUCCCCAAGAAAAGUGUCGAUGUUGCCCUGGAAACGCUGGUGGAGGAGUUCUCCAAACUGAUCGACGCGGACAAGGUCAAGGCCAUUCACGACCCACUCUUCAACGACGUGAAGUCUGCUGUCAAGCAGGAAGGCAUCAACAGGCACAAAUGGCAGGAACAGGCAGCCGACAGUCUGAGGGUGAUGCAAGUCAAUGCCUUGGAGGAUCGGUCGGUCCACGACAAACAGCAGUGGGACGCAGCCAUCAAGUUUAUGGACAGCGUGCUGAAGAACAGACUGCAAGAAACCGACAGUCUCAUUCAAGAGCUGAUGGGCCCGGGUACCAGUGAGCGGUGGCUCUACUGGAAAUCACUCACAACCGAACAGAGCAACAGGAGGCAUGCUAAGGAAGAACUCGAGAAACUUCUACAAGCUUCAGAGAAGCACCAACCUGUGCUGUCCAGUGACGAGGUGACAGCCGUUAAGAAGAACCUUGAAACCAAGGCUGUGUCCGUGGACAGUGAGUUUAUACGAGAGACUUGGCACCCUCUCUAUCGGAAAUAUUUCCUUCAGAAGGCCAUCAACAAAGCUCAGGAGUGCCGCAAAGGGUUCUUCCAUUACCAGCGGGGAUUCAGCGAUUCUGGGAUGGAAUGCCACGACAUUGUCCUGUUUUGGAGGAUACAGAAGAUGCUUCAACUCACCAGUAACGUCCUACGACAGCAAAUCAUGAACACUGAAGCAAGGCGGCUGGAGAUGGAGGUUAAGCAAAUCCUGGAAGACUUUGGCGACGACUCAGAUCUCAAGGCUCGACUUCUCAAAGGCAGGAGGGUGGAGCUCGCCGAGGAACUCAAGAGAGUCAGACGGAUUCAAGAGAAGCUGGAAGACUUCAUCGCUGCCCUCAACAAGGAGAAAUCCAGAUGACCACAGCCCUCUGUCCUUCUUAUCUCUUGGGACCCCCCUACACUGUGUUUCUGUAAAAAUCACAAUGACUCCCUGCUCAACAUUAUUUAAAAACUUGUAGAAAACAAAGUACUCAAGUGAGCUGACGAAACUUGUGGUUGCUGGCUGUCUCAUGUUGUAUUUGAUAAACCUGUUGGGAAGCAUGGAUGAAUGUGCUUGAGUAGGCAAGCACGUUUACAGGUGAUGUAUCUCUUGGGUCGAAGUAGGAGUCAGUCUGCCGGGGAGGGGUCACCAAAAGACCUCAUACGCUUGAGGGAGGCACUAUCAGUGGGUGUGGUCAUAGUUGCAGUUGUAUCCACCAGGGGUAAUAGGGGACAGACAUCAAGCUCCCCAUGCCCCAUGGUUCACCCCUCGUACCCCACCCCCUUGGACACAUCACUGCCCCAGGGUGAUGUAGACUGAAGUUGAACACUGCACUGCAGUUUGGUAGAAUGGAAAUUCGGGAUGUGAUAAUGCUUGCUAAAGGGUUAGUUCUUGAUGAAAUAAUAAGAAUGUUUAGAGGUUUGCAUGAUGUAAAAGUUGCCAUGUACAUAGACGUGUUAAACUUUGGUGGUCAUUGUACACUGAGAAAUUCCCAUUGAUGAUUAUUUUUACGAGGCACACACUGAACCUCAACUAAAUGCAAAACUCUCCUAUCUGUGGUCAUUCUUAUCAUAUUGUUCCCCUCCAUCAUGUGCAUUUUGACAGGUAAAUUGACCAUUAGCAAAAACUCCAAGCCAUGAAUGAAAUUUGGUCAUUUUUUUCUCUUCAGACGCGCACACCCUCACACGCAAGUGAAAAUUGCGUGGUGGAAUUUCGGUGUCUGGUUUGUGACUCAACGCAAGAUGUCUUUUGGGGUCCCACUAAGAAAUCUUGUGAAUUUCUUUUGUUGGCCGCCUGUGCAUUAGAAAAUGGGCUACUUACUUGUCUUCGAAUGGAGAACAUUUUUCCUCUGGACAAGCAAAAGGACAAGAUUUCAGCCUUCUUUUUUAUGGUCGACAGAGUUUUUGCCAUCGUACUCAAAAAUAGUCCAUCUCCUUUAUCUGCCUUGAGUGGACUUAACGUUUGGCCCACUGACUCCGGGCCAUUCCUUCCCUUUUCUGUUGAAUAAGUUGAAAUAAAAAUUUGAGACUGUACACGUUUUUGCUUCUGCAAAUCGUGAAUAUUUAUGAUAAUAAAUAUGCAUCGUUAAAAAAAAGUGCACAGGUGAUUGAAAUAUGAGCCCUGAGCAGAUGUGUUGUUGAUCAACAGCAGCCGGUGAACAUAGUGAAAUAUACGUUCCCAUCCAAAUAAACCUACUUACAAAGGUUUGCGAAUGUUGAACAAGCUUCAGUGUCUCCAUUGAAUAUGAUCUGAGACCUGGAUCGUAAACAGAGGGAUGAAUGAAUUAGUUCAAAAUAUGAAAACAUUCUAGUUUUUAUUUGCUCUGGUUGAGUAAUAUGCAUUGACAAGCUUCAUUUUUUUCCCUCUCGAUCAAUUUAAUCUAGGGUGGGAUCCCACUCAUGAGUUGUAGCAUUUUCAAGUUGGGGGCAAAUUGUUCAUUUUAUAUCUAUAGCAGGACACUUGUGUUUAAGUGUCCCGUUGUUUGGACCGUAUCAGAUUGAGAUGAAUUUAUUUAAUGUGGCCAUUUUUUCUAUACACGUUUUGUUUAUAUUUUGACUUUCGAAGUUAUACGGCCAUUUAUUUGAUGUUUUAACGGUAGGUUUUGAUUUUGGGUGGAAAUUUGACCAGAAGUAUCCAGUGGCGUAGCCACGGGGGGGCAUGUUCCCCCCCUUUCCCGGUGACCCCCCCUAAAAUAUUGAACAAGGCUAACAAAAGCUUCCCCCCCCAAAAAAAAAACACCCCACUGAAAGCUGGUACCCCCCCAUAAGAUACUGGUGCCCCCUUGUGCCCCCCUAGUAACAUCCUAGCUUCGCCACUGGAGGUAUCGUGGUCGGGUGUAAUUUAGAGGCACUUGGUUCAAAUCAUGAAUAAAUAUGGAGAUACCCUGCAAUAUCUUAUCAAGUUUGUCAACCUUCCAGUAUGGAGAGUUGGAGCUUUGUUAAUGGUUUUGCGUUUGGCGUUCGCUAGCUCUCUGAUUGGUUGGCGUCUCAACUUUUGGAGAAGGCCAACUGUCCAAUCAGUGAUUCUGUGCGUUCGCCAAUCAGUCUGUUGGUUAGUCAGUUCUGUUUAAUAUAGUCCAUUGGUUUGCAAAACGGCCACAUGGUGCGUUGCUUUUGGCCUUUGGCCAGCCGUGUCCGUCACAUUCACAAAAUAACAGUUGCAGCCAUGUUGUUGAUGUAAAUAAACCCAAGUUACAAAUUCCAA
This is a messenger RNA of Acanthaster planci (crown-of-thorns starfish), 5643 nucleotides long. It is a transcript of the gene opa1, whose product is annotated as OPA1 mitochondrial dynamin like GTPase. The record is from RefSeq and is a predicted model, not a curated record. Gene Ontology annotation, molecular function: GTP binding; GTPase activity; microtubule binding. Gene Ontology annotation, biological process: mitochondrial fission; peroxisome fission; endocytosis. Lineage: Eukaryota; Metazoa; Echinodermata; Asteroidea; Valvatida; Acanthasteridae. Gene Ontology annotation, cellular component: mitochondrial intermembrane space; cytoplasm; mitochondrial membrane.